Molecule: messenger RNA, 2024 nt
Organism: Triticum aestivum (bread wheat)
Lineage: Eukaryota; Viridiplantae; Streptophyta; Magnoliopsida; Poales; Poaceae
Exons: 2
Coding region: 132-2024 (630 amino acids)
Biological process (GO): telomere maintenance; DNA repair
Molecular function (GO): DNA helicase activity
Source: RefSeq, a predicted model, not a curated record
AGUAUUAUGCAUAUCGCAUACAGCAGCGACUGAACCAGUAAGUAGUCUCGCAAACGAGUGGAAAAUUGUUCCUUCAGUUCAUCGUAGACGCAGCAACAUGCAUUGAGCAAUGGAGGCUGAAUUGGUACAGGAUGCAUCAAGGGAUGCUUAGAACAGAGCUAUCUAGCGGUCUGCAAGACGCAAUUGAUAAUGGUGAUACCAGAACUGAUCAAGUAGGUAAAAGAAUUAUACUACCUUCAUCAUAUAAUGGAAGUCCGAGGAAUAAACAGCAGUACUACCAGGAUGCAAUGGCCAUAUGUCGGUGGGCUGGAUAUCCAGAUCUGGUUAUCACUUUCAUAGGCAACCCAAAGUGGACAGAAAUACAGACCAUGUUGGACUUCAUACGAGGACAAAAACCAGUAGAUCGUCCAGACAUUGUCAAUAGAGUAUUCCUUAUAAAGCUGAAUGAACUAAUAGAAGACGUAUACAAAAAGAAGCGGUUUGGAAAAGCAAUAGCAAUUGUCUACACCAUCGAGUUCCAGAAAAGAGGUCUACCUCAUGCACAUAUACUAUUAUUUUUGGAUCCAGAUGACAGGGAUCCUAGCCCCCAAAAUAUUGACCAGAUCAUAUCAGCAGAGGUGCCAGACAAGGAUGUUGAUCCAGAAGGUUACAUGGUAGUUGAAAAUUUCAUGAUGCAUGGACCAUGUGGCCAGGCAUGCUACAAGUCACCAUGCAUGAUCAAUGGGAAGUGCUCAAAACAUUUCCCUAAGAUGUUCUGUGAGGAAACAAGCAUCGAUGAAGGAUUCCCAAUAUAUAGAAGAAGAAAUAAUGCCAGGACAGUAGAAAAAAGUGGAGUACAGCUAGAUAGCAGGUAUGUUGUUCCAUACAACAGGGACCUAAUAGUCAAGUACCAGGCCCAUAUAAACGUGGAAUGGUGUAAUAAAUCAAGAUCCAUAAAGUAUUUGUUCAAGUACAUCCACAAAGGAGAGGAUAGAGCAACUGUAAUUUUGGAUGCGGGAAAUAACUGUGACGAGAUACAAAUGUACCUUGAUGCACGAUACCUAUCUGCAGGUGAAGCAUCUUGGCGUAUCUUUGGAUUUGAACUUCAGCACCGGCAGCCUUCUGUACAGAGACUGCAAUUCCACCUUCAAGAUGAGCAAAUGGUCGUGUUCCCGGACUCAACUGAUAUCGAGAAAAUUGUACAUAGACCUGGCAUAGAGGAAACAAUUUUCACCGAAUGGACGACCGCUUAUCAAUUGUAUGAGGAGGCCCGUAAUCUAACAUAUGCAGAAUUCCGCACUAAGUGGACGUGGCAUGCAAAGGAGAAAAGAUGGAAACCAAGGAAAGGCGGGAAACGGUCUAUUGGGAGGAUCUACUAUGCCCAUCCAGCAAGUGGUGAGAAAUAUUACCUGAGGAUUCUGCUAAAUACUGUCAAAGGUUGUAAAUCAUAUGAGGACAUCAGAAAAGUAAAUGGUAUUGUACACCCAACCUAUAAAUCAGCAUGUUAUGCCGUUGGAUUACUCAAUGAUGACCAAGAGUGGGAUGAUUGUAUUAAGGAAGCAUCGCAUUGGGCUUCUGCCCAACAAAUGCGACAACUUUUCUGCACAAUACUCAUUUUUUGUGAGGUCACAGAUCCAGGGAAACUAUGGGAAUCUACAUGGGAAUUACUCUCAAAGGACAUACAACGACGUCAAAGGAAAAUCUUGAACUUCGAUGAACUACAGCUUAAUCCUGAACAAAUAAAAAAUCUCACACUUAUAGAGAUAGAGAUUUUGCUAAGGAGAGGUGGAAAGUCACUAAAAGAUUAUGAAGGAAUUCCAUUACCAGAUAGCAACUCACUACAAGGUCUACAAAAUAGGUUGGUAAGUGAAGAGCUUAACUAUGACAGACAGUCUCUACAAAUAGAGAAAGUGGCACUACUUGCAAAGUUAAAUGGAGAACAGAAACAAGCUUUUGAUGCAAUACUACAAUCUGUAAAUAGCAAACUAGGCAAACUCAUAUUUGUCAAUGGAUAUGGUGGAACAGGAAAAACAUUUCUGUGGUAG